CUAUCAAUGAUGAUAGCAAAAUUGUAUAUAUAAAGGCUCCAAUACACUUCGCUCAACUCAGCAACACUCAAAUAUAGUUGCAAGCAAUAUCUUGAAACCCAAAAAACUAACGCACAUCCACAAUCAUAUAGCUGCAUAAAUUAACACAAAACCAUAUAUAUGGAUUCGCUUCUAAAAUCUCCAAUCAUGGAGAACUUGAAGGAAGAACCAUUUCUUAUGGCAAUCAUGUUCAUCGUACCACUAAUACUCUUGUUGGGUUUAGUGUCACGAAUCCUCAAAAGACCAAGAUAUCCACCAGGACCAAUAGGGUUACCUAUUAUAGGUAACAUGUUAAUGAUGGACCAAUUAACCCACCGUGGUCUAGCCAACUUAGCCAAAAAAUAUGGUGGCAUCUUUCACCUACGCAUGGGAUUCCUCCACAUGGUAGCUAUUUCCGACGCGGAUGCCGCACGACAAGUUCUGCAAGUUCAAGACAACAUCUUUUCCAACCGGCCAGCAACUGUAGCCAUUAAAUACCUAACUUACGACCGUGCUGACAUGGCGUUUGCUCACUAUGGUCCCUUUUGGCGCCAGAUGCGAAAACUCUGCGUGAUGAAGCUUUUCAGCCGUAAACACGCCGAGUCUUGGCAAUCUGUUAGAGACGAGGUUGACUAUGCUGUCCGAACUGUUUCAGACAACAUAGGCAACCCUGUGAACAUUGGAGAACUAGUAUUCAACUUAACCAAAAACAUUAUAUAUCGAGCGGCUUUCGGGUCGAGCUCGAGAGAAGGACAAGAUGAGUUUAUUGGAAUAUUGCAAGAGUUUUCCAAAUUGUUUGGAGCUUUUAAUAUUUCUGAUUUUGUACCUUGCUUUGGAGCUAUUGAUCCUCAAGGGCUUAAUGCUAGGCUUGUGAAGGCUCGUAAAGAAUUGGAUAGUUUCAUAGACAAAAUCAUAGAUGAACAUGUGCAGAAGAAGAAGAGUGUUGUUGAUGAAGAAACGGAUAUGGUGGAUGAGUUGCUUGCUUUCUAUAGCGAGGAAGCUAAAUUGAAUAAUGAAUCAGAUGAUUUGAAUAAUUCUAUCAAACUUACCAAGGAUAAUAUCAAAGCCAUCAUCAUGGACGUGAUGUUUGGAGGAACGGAAACGGUAGCAUCAGCAAUUGAAUGGGCCAUGGCAGAGUUAAUGAAAAGCCCAGAAGACCUAAAGAAAGUCCAACAAGAGCUAGCAGAAGUUGUGGGCCUGAGCCGACAGGUCGAAGAGUCCGAUUUUGAGAAACUAACUUAUCUGAAAUGCGCUCUUAAGGAAACCCUACGUCUUCACCCACCAAUUCCAUUGCUUCUUCACGAAACUGCGGAAGAAGCAACAGUUAAUGGUUAUUUCAUUCCAAAGCAAGCGCGUGUGAUGAUAAACGCAUGGGCUAUUGGAAGAGAUGCAAAUUGUUGGGAGGAACCUCAGAGUUUUAAGCCGUCACGGUUUUUGAAACCAGGUGUGCCCGAUUUCAAAGGAAGUAAUUUUGAGUUUAUUCCAUUUGGGUCAGGACGUAGAUCCUGUCCCGGUAUGCAGUUGGGUUUGUACGCGCUUGAUUUGGCGGUAGCUCAUUUACUUCAUUGCUUCACUUGGGAGUUGCCAGAUGGAAUGAAGCCAAGUGAGAUGGAUAUGAGUGAUGUAUUUGGACUCACUGCUCCAAGAGCGAGUCGACUCGUUGCUAUCCCUACUAAGCGUGUCUUGUGUCCUCUGGAUUAGAAAGAAAAAGAUCAAGAAAAAAAAAUGGAAUUGAGUUUUCUAUUUUGGGUUUUCUUCUUUUAUUAUUAUUCUAUUAGACAAUAAGCAUAAGUGUUUUGUGAUGAUAAAAUAAGACACGUAACAAGCACGUGAGUGUGUAAAAGAAUUGGAAUUUUCUUCACUUUUCUUGAUGUAAGCUUCUAUUUUCAAAUAUUAUAAUGUAUUAUACUAUCCUAUAAGAAACAAUUCAUUGUAUAUUUCGUUCU
Molecule: messenger RNA, 1964 nt
Organism: Medicago truncatula (barrel medic)
Lineage: Eukaryota; Viridiplantae; Streptophyta; Magnoliopsida; Fabales; Fabaceae
Product: cytochrome P450 84A1
Exons: 2
Coding region: 160-1719 (519 amino acids)
Molecular function (GO): heme binding; oxidoreductase activity, acting on paired donors, with incorporation or reduction of molecular oxygen; iron ion binding
Source: RefSeq, a predicted model, not a curated record